AUGAGUGUUGCCUUUGACAACGAGGCGGAGCAGCUCUCCUCCUCAGCUUCCUCGUCGUUCAUCUCGGAGGAGCCGAUGAGCGACCCCCGCAUCAACCCGUCACCCAUCCCUGCCGGCGCCGGCGGGUCCCCUCAACCGGGAGCCGUGCUGAGCUCACCAACCAGCGCACACGCCGCCGGGCCCGGUGGGCCGAACGACCUGAACGUGAACAAGGUCAGCGGGGCACGCGCAGGCGUAGCGGAGAAGCAGCUCAACAGCAGCCCGGCCUCGCGUGGCUUCGGCCGCUUUGUCGAUCCGAAGGAUGAGAACGGAUUUGCGGGGUACACGCGUCGCACGAACGGCGGCGCCACCGCGGCGGGAGUUGGCGCAGCGCACCCAAGCCCGGCGCGGGCGUUGAAUGGAGGCGGUGGCAGCGGGGCCGGCGCCACGGCAACGACGGCCACCACCGGGGCAACGCGACCAACGGCGUUUUCCGCGCCGUCGGCCACCACCGCUCUGCCGAACGGCAGCGGCAGCAGCAGCGGCAGCAGCGGGAGCGUCGGCGCUUCCGUGGCGGACUUCGCCAGGUAUGUGGCGGAGAAGUUCUUCAAAUGUGCUAUCUGCGAUAAGGUGGCAUUCGAUGCCGUGAUGAGCAGCCAGGGGUCGUACUUGGUGUGCCGCCGGUGUUCCGCUGCGAUGUCGAGCGCGACUCCGAUGGAGCUGCCGAAGAACGUGCGCGACGGCAUCAUGGCGCUGCGGGCGGCGGGCGGCAUGCCGGACAGCGACGGCGCAUCUCUCAUGGACCGCCGCGUGUUGCGGGCGAAGCGCCCCGGCGUUGGAGGCAGCGCCGCCGCGGCAGAAGCUGCGGCAAACGCGACGGCCGCCACCGCUACGCAGGCCGUGGUGAGAGAACUGGCGGCGGCAGAGGUGGCGGAGAUGGCGGAGCGGGAGCAAAUACUAACGAAAGAGAAAGCUGUUAGGAAGGAGCUGGAGUCUUGCAGGGCGGCAGAGGUGGCGAAAGCGUCCACCGCGCCGGCGCCGGCGGUGACGUCCACCAUCACCAGCCGUCAGUACAAGUUAGAGGCGGACCGGAAGUACGAGAACGCCGAGUACACGGCGGCACUCGAGCUGUACACCAAGGCCGUCUCCAUGCAGCCGGCCGACAAAAUGACGAACCUGAAGUUUCUGUACGGCAACCGUAGCGCGGCGUUUUACAUGGCGCAGCGGUACAACGAUUGCAUAGCGGACUGCCUUGAGGUGGUGCGGCUGGAACCCACAAAUACAAAAAUGGUCUCGCGUGCGGCGCGCGCGGCGUGCACGAUGGGCGAUCUGCAGCGCUCCGUAGACAUCCUGCUGAGCGUGCCGAAGGAGCGUCGCUCGGAGGAGAACGAAACGGACCUGACGCGCUACAAGGCCAGCCUCGAAACGUUCCGCCACGCCGAGCGCUGCUUCGGUACCGCGGAGGGGGACGAGCAGUACCGCAUGCUGGUGGCCCAGUACAGCGACGCCGUGCCGUUCCGCAUCCGCAGCGCCGAGUCGUUGCGGAAGCAGAAGCACUACAUGCGCGCCGUGGAGGUGCUGGAGGCGCUGUCCCACUCGGCCCGCACCCCGCUGGCGAGUCGCAUCAUGAGCGAGUGCCUGUACCUUUCCGGGUUUGAGCACUUUGAGCGGGCGAAGAAAUGCCUCAUCGACGCGGCGCAGCUCGACGACGAGUGUGCGGCACUGCUGAAGAAGAUCGAUGCCGUGGAUGACGGGAAGCAGAACGGCAAUAUGAACUUCAACAAAAAGAACUACGGGCCCGCGGCGGAGUACUACACGGCCGCCAUCCAGGCCGCCGCCGACAACGAUCAGGUCCUGAGGGUGCUGUACUGCAACCGCGCCGCGGCGUACAAGGAGCUCGGCCGCUACCGCGAGGGCGUGGAGGACUGCACCAAGACCCUCGCCAUCGACAAGGAGUUCUUCAAGGCGUACGCCCGCCGUGCGCGCUGUCACGAGCACCUCGGCGACCACUUCGCGGCGGUGCGGGACUAUAAGAAGGCGAUGGAGUACGACAGCACCGACCGCGAACUCGCACGGGAGCUGCGCGGGGCCGAACAGAACCUGGCCAAGGACGCGGAGCGGGAGAAGGAUUUCUACUACCAACUAGGCGUGUCACGCAGCGCGACGGAGCGGGAGAUAAAGUUGAAGUAUCGAGAGCUGUCGCUGCGCUGGCACCCGGAUAAGUGCAUGGGCAUGGACGAAAUGGAGCGCGAGCGCGCGGAGCAUAAGUUCAAGGUUAUCAGCGAGGCGUAUGCGACGUUGGUGGACCCCGCGAAGCGGCGUGAGUUCGACCUGAAGCAGGAUCGUGAGAAGUUCGCUCGCUCUGGCGGGUUUGGGUUUGCCUCGACGUACAGCGGCGGUAGCAACGAGUACUUCCGCGGCCGCCACCGCGCUGGCGGAAACGGGUUCUGGUAA
Messenger RNA from Leptomonas pyrrhocoris, 2433 nucleotides. Its product is annotated as DNAj-like protein. The record is from RefSeq and is a predicted model, not a curated record. Lineage: Eukaryota; Euglenozoa; Kinetoplastea; Trypanosomatida; Trypanosomatidae. Bases 1 to 2433 code for a protein of 810 amino acids. Gene Ontology annotation, molecular function: protein binding. The transcript has a single exon.